CAGGAGGAAGGUUCUUCAAACCAUGUCUUCCUUCCCAGUCAUGUGCACCGUUCUCCUCCUCCUCCUCGCCACAGCUGUCUCCGCCCAUGAUCGCGUCGACGCCAGAAAUUACUUCGGUUACGUCCCCGCGAUUGUCGACGAGACCUUCGCGAACCAAACGUUGCUGGCUGAGGAGUUCAUGAACACACAUAACUGGGUAAGGAAGCAGUACAACCUUCCCUUGCUCGCUUGGGACGAGAACCUUGCGUCCUACGCGCGGGAGUACCUCAUGCAGCGUUACGAGGAUUGCAAACUCAUCCACUCCAACUCCAACUACGGCGAGAACAUCUUCUGGGGGAAGACGCGCCAUUGGAACCCCUCCGAUGCUACCUUCUACUGGUACGUGGAGAAGGACUGGUACGAUUUCAAAACUCUCACGUGCGCCCCACCGCCAAAAGCCUGCGGCCACUUCACCCAGGUAGUGUGGCGGGACUCCGAACGAAUCGGCUGCGCUCUUCAGAAUUGCCACAACCCUGAUCUGGGCAUGCUCAUGGCGUGCGAAUACGAUCCUCCUGGUAACUACGCCAACGAGAACCCUUUGCAAUCACAUGUCUGAUCACAAUCACCUCAAACAUUCCAACAUUACAUCUAUCUAAUCGUAAUCACAUAGUUCUGUUAGCUUCUGUUCAGAUUAAUUGACAGACCGCUUCGGGAUAAAUUUCCAUGUAUGAUCGACCAGAUGGCUGAUACAAAUGUGGUUUAACCAUUGUAAUGUAGGUUUCUCGUCAGAGUUUAGGAUGUUAGCUUAGGCAGGCCCUCAUGCCCAUUUCCUUGUGGCUUCUAGUAUUAGCUUUGUGUGUAUUUAUAGCACAUCUAUUAAUAUCAUUCAAUAUACAAUUCUUUUGCAAA
Vigna unguiculata (cowpea) is the source of this 888-nucleotide messenger RNA. Its product is annotated as pathogenesis-related protein 1A-like. Gene Ontology annotation, cellular component: extracellular region. NCBI's taxonomy places the organism in Eukaryota, Viridiplantae, Streptophyta, Magnoliopsida, Fabales, Fabaceae. The record is from RefSeq and is a predicted model, not a curated record.